AUGGAGAGGAAUGCUCUGGAAGAUGUACAGCAAAAGAAAAUCCUGAAGAAGACCAAGGAAAUGACACAACAGAGGAAAGAGCCUUGUCCUGCUGGUUCGGUAGAAUCUCUGAUGGCAGAAAUGCCAUUUGUCGACACAGAUAUUGAAGAUGAAUUUUUUAUGCAUGCAACCUCUGAAAUAAAUAUAAAAAAGAAAAGAAAGAGGACUACUGGAGGGGGAACUGAAGAAGGCACUGAGAAAAAGAAGAAAAAGAAAAAACAGCAUCAGCCAAAUUAUUUCAUUUCUCUUCCAAUUACUAAUCCAGAGAUUACUGGCAGUGUUCGGGCUGUCCAAGAUGCAAUAAUACAACAGGAUCAAAGGCUUUCCAAAGCAAUGGUUCACCCUGGCUCACUGCAUGUCACCAUGUUAGUGAUGCAUUUAUCCAAUGAAGAAGAAAUUAGCAUAGCAGUUGGUGCUCUUUUAGACAGCAAGGAUUUUGUAGAAGAUAUCCUGAAAGGAAGAACUGUGGAUUUGUCAUUUCAAGGAAUUGAUCACUUCAGAAAUCAAGUUGGAUUUGUGAAGUUGGCAGAAAAUGAUCGUACAAAUGUACUUAAAGAAAUAGCAGAGACCAUGAAGAAGAUAUUUCAAGAAAAAGGCAUCUUGGCAGGAGAAGAUAGAGCGUUUAACCCACAUCUGACCUUUAUGAAGUUGUCAAAAUCACCAGAGCUACGUAAGCAGGUGAAAAAAAUUGACUCAUGCCUGUAUGAAGAUUUUAAAAGCCAUUAUUUUGGAGAUGAAACCUUGCGGCGCCUAGAUCUUUGCUCUAUGUUGAAAAAAAAGCAACCGAAUGGUUACUACUACUGUGAGUCCUCUAUUGUUUUUGGUGAAAAACAUGCAGCAGAGCCAGAUGAUGCAGAGCUGGUGAGCCUCAGCAAGAGGCUGGUGGAGAACGCGGUGCUGAAGGCUGUGCAGCAAUAUUUAGAAGAAACACAAAACAAGACCACACAGACUGAUGGAAGCUCCAUGAAAACUGAAGAAGGAGCAAGUGGCAGUAAGAACGAGACUGACGAUGAUAACCACAAGUGA
This is a messenger RNA of Chaetura pelagica (chimney swift), 1065 nucleotides long. It is a transcript of the gene AKAP7, whose product is annotated as A kinase (PRKA) anchor protein 7. The record is from RefSeq and is a predicted model, not a curated record. Lineage: Eukaryota; Metazoa; Chordata; Aves; Apodiformes; Apodidae. The transcript is spliced from 8 exons. The coding region runs from base 1 to 1065 and encodes 354 amino acids. Gene Ontology annotation, cellular component: cytosol. Gene Ontology annotation, molecular function: protein kinase A regulatory subunit binding.